CCUGCAGGCCUCGUGCGAGCACACGGGCCCAGGUCUCCGCGUGUGCUCGUGCCGCUCGGGGUACACGGGGGACGGCAUCUCCUGCCUGGGGGACCUGGUCACGACGCUGGCGUCUGGCUUCGUGUUUGCUCCAUUCAAUGCGUGGGUUGAGAGGGCCUCGCUCAGGGAGACCCUGGCCUCCGGGAACUUCACCGUGCUGGUGCCCGCCGCCAGCGUCAUCGCCAACGUGACGUGGAGCGGCGAGCGCGAGGCGGCCAGCGCGGUCAAGAUGCACGUGCUGCCCGGCAGGUUCUCCCUGCAGGAGUUGGAGUCGCGGGGCAGCACUCGGCUGCCCACGCUGCAGCCCGGCACCACGCUCCUCAUCGGCCGCUCCAGCACGAAUUUGACCAUCGGGGAUGCGAUGGUGGUGGCCUCCGAUGUGAUGGCGUCGAACGGCAUCGUCCACGUCAUCGACCGGAUGGUGCAGCCGUCACGCAACAUUCAGAAUCUCCCCGAUCUCCACACGCGGCUCGGACAGAUGCCUCAAUACAGCACGUUCCAGGAGCUCCUCACGGAGUACGAGCUGAUCGGGCGGGUCGAGCGGUCCGAGGCCUACACAGUGUUCGCUCCCAGCCAGGAGGCCAUGGACCAGUUCCGCAAAGAGCGACCCACGCACCCGAAUGACGAGCAGGUGAUGUACCACGUGAUCCUGGGAGAGAAGCUGAUGUCACGUGACCUGCGGCCCGGCAUGCACCGCCCCACCAUGCUGGGCACCUCCUACCAGCUGGGGUUCUUCUCGCACGACGGGCAGGCACGGCGCUGCACUCGGAGAGCACGCAGACGAUGA
Lethenteron reissneri (Far Eastern brook lamprey) is the source of this 826-nucleotide messenger RNA. Its product is annotated as stabilin-2-like. NCBI's taxonomy places the organism in Eukaryota, Metazoa, Chordata, Hyperoartia, Petromyzontiformes, Petromyzontidae. The record is from RefSeq and is a predicted model, not a curated record.